AUGGUUCACGUAUAUUCUAGUCAGAGACCCGAAUUCGUUCGUCGUGUUGGUAAGUAUAUCCUGGAAGCUCAAGAAGAGGCCCUUAAGGACGAUCCAAAGGCUCAUUUCAUUGUUGGUAUUUCAGGUGGAUCCCUCGUCAAGACUCUUUAUGAGGCACUUAUUCAAGAUCAAGAGUUUGCACCAAAGGUUAGAUGGUCCCAGUGGCAAUUGUACUUCGUUGAUGAAAGAAUUGUUCCACUAGAUGAUCCAGACAGUAACUAUGGUGCUUUUAAGAAUGGUGUUCUUAACCCUCUAGCUCACAGCGGUGGCCAUUUGAAUUUGGGUCCUACCGUUUUUGCCAUUAACGAAUCUCUAGUUAAUGGAGGUCCAGCUGAAAAGGACCAAUUAGCCAAGGAAUACGCUGACGAAUUGCCAUCUUCACCCUUUGACCUACUGCUACUGGGUUGCGGUCCUGAUGGCCAUACUUGUUCACUGUUCCCAGGUGAAAAGCACCGUUACUUGCUUGACUUGAAAGAACCAGUGGCCCACGUUUCCGAGUCUCCUAAACCACCAAGUGACCGUAUUACUUUCACUCUGCCAAUUAUCGAGCAAUCUAAUCGUGUGGCAUUCGUGGCUGAGGGAGAGAGCAAGAAGCAAAUUAUGCAUGAAAUUUUUGACAAGCACGAUACAAGCUUGCCAACUGCCAAGAUUAACUCAUUGAUCCCAACAAAGGUCUCGUGGUUUGUGGAUCCGGGUGCAUGGCAAUUAGUACAAACCGUUAAACCAGAAUAA
This is a messenger RNA of Zygosaccharomyces rouxii, 771 nucleotides long. RefSeq names its product 6-phosphogluconolactonase. Gene Ontology annotation, biological process: carbohydrate metabolic process; pentose-phosphate shunt. Gene Ontology annotation, molecular function: 6-phosphogluconolactonase activity. The transcript has a single exon. Lineage: Eukaryota; Fungi; Ascomycota; Saccharomycetes; Saccharomycetales; Saccharomycetaceae. The record is from RefSeq and is a predicted model, not a curated record. Bases 1 to 771 code for a protein of 256 amino acids.